UUUCUAGACUGAACCCGAAGCUGCCGCCGUGGAUUUAAAUGCUAUAUCCCCCUGCUGGACCCCUCCUCUUGCUGACGAUCACAUCUCUCUUCUUCACCUCACUCUGCGCAGCAGCAAACCAUCUAUCUCGUCUUCAAUCCGAUAGAUCUUUAAUCUUCACCUAACAAAUUUCAUCAUACGACAUCGGCAUCGUAUUCAUCAUGGCUAUGGGAAUAAUCACCAUCAUUCACGCCGUUUUGGCAGUCUUUCUCAUCAUCGAGUUGGGCCUCACCGCGUACCUCGUCGAUGCCACUUCUUCGUGGUGGAGUGAUUCUCCUGCUUCGGUAUCAUUCCUGCUCUUCUGUGUCGUCUGGUCCAUCCUCAUGCUCCUCUACCUCGCCCUGACACCUCUCUUUGCUCCUCGUAUGUACCACAACAUGGUCGCUCUCGGUAUUCUCGCCCUCACCACGCUCUUCUGGUUCGCCGGCGCUACCGCUCUCGCUGCUCACAUCGGUGUGCCUCACUGCCACGGGAUCACAACCUGUCAAUGCGCUCAAGCCGCCGUUGCUUUUGGUUACUUCAUCUGGGCCAUCUUUACCGGAUUGACCAUCAUGGAGGCUCUUGCUUUCAUGCGAUCGCGCGGUCACUCUGCUCACGCUGAUACCAAGCCCGGUCAACACUAUGGUGCCUAAAUAAUUGAGGAUGUAAUGGUUUGAUGGAUAACGUAUAUUGGAAAUGAAGCGGCGGUGGCUUUCGGUGGUUGGAUUUGUCUUGCUUUCAACUUUGUUUUUAUGCGACACGGCCACAAGAUACCCUUCAGGAACUGACAGGCUCGUCAGAAUCGCCCGGUUAUAUGAUUACUUUUUGUAUUAUUCACGGUGUAUUAGUGCGAUAUGGUUAAGAAAAGAAAACUAUCAUUGACUAUU
This is a messenger RNA of Fusarium oxysporum Fo47, 905 nucleotides long. Its product is annotated as MARVEL domain-containing protein. Gene Ontology annotation, cellular component: membrane. Bases 201 to 671 code for a protein of 156 amino acids. NCBI's taxonomy places the organism in Eukaryota, Fungi, Ascomycota, Sordariomycetes, Hypocreales, Nectriaceae. The record is from RefSeq and is a predicted model, not a curated record. The transcript is spliced from 2 exons.